This is a messenger RNA of Trametes versicolor FP-101664 SS1, 1236 nucleotides long. RefSeq lists its product as uncharacterized. The transcript is spliced from 2 exons. The coding region runs from base 1 to 1236 and encodes 411 amino acids. The record is from RefSeq and is a predicted model, not a curated record. NCBI's taxonomy places the organism in Eukaryota, Fungi, Basidiomycota, Agaricomycetes, Polyporales, Polyporaceae.
AUGGCCCACGAGAUUGCGGACCUCAUACUCGAAAACACCUACCACGCAGGAGCCUUUAACUCCCCCUAUCCCCACAAAAGAACUCUUGCCACCUGCUCUCUCGUCUGUCAAUCCUGGAGACCAUUCGCCCAAAAACGACUUUUCGCGGAACUGUGGCUGGACAUCAAAAUCAGGCCCCUCGACCAAUUCCUCGCGUUUCUCGAGUCUUCGCCGCACAUAGCGGCAGCCAUAUGUUUUCUGUAUAUACACACCUUCAUAACCAGGUCAUCUCUAGCCGUUUCCUCCGACAGGUUCGGUGCUGCGCGCAAGCCUGAAGACCCCCAGGUGUCUCCCGUCCUCCUCCUGAAAGUCGCGGCCCAGUUAUCCCCCAGGGCUCAUCUGAAACUGGAGAAAUUCACCCUACUCGGCUGGCCUAGUGACACUCCUCUUCCGACGACAGCUGUUCGACUUCGUAUUCUCGGGCUCUUCAAUCUGGCGUACAAACCUUUUCUAAAGCCUCAGACUGUCUCUUUCGACCUCACUAGCUUCUUCGAGCUUGACGAAAUUCACGUCGUUGGCGGACGAUUGUUUUCCACGAUAGACGCUGCGCGGAAGCACGACGUACUCACUCUACCCCUUGCUAUGCGUCCGAUCGCACGGAGCGUCCACUUCCUUGGUUACGACCUCUUCGCGGCCUGCAACGUCAAAUGCGGAGGCUUCGAUCCAGAGCACCUGAAGAGGGUUGUGUUCUCCCUGAAAGACCUCGCCUCGCUGCAGUUGGCCUCGAUGAUGCUUCGUGUCCAAGGGGCCGGCAUAUGCGAUGUCCACUUGGACGUCUCAUACGGCUUCCCGCAUCAAGGAACCAGCCUCUGGAGCACUCUCGAGAUAGCAGCGUGCGUUAACCUCGAGUCCCUGUGUUUCGAUUGGCAUCACAUGGGCAUAAUACCUGGGACGCAGGAGCAAGACUUCCAUGCUUGCAAGAGAAUCGCUAUUAUCCUCGCGACCACGCCGCGGACCCUCCUCAGGCUUACGUUCUCCCUGCCGUUCAUGCAACAACCGGAUAGCCUGGACAAUGCUUUGCGAUGUCUGUCUCCGCUGAUCGGCCAGGCCGUCAAGAAGUUCCACGGACUGAAGACAGUCACUGUGAGGGUGACGCGGUCGUUUGAGGCCGAGGAGUGUAUCAACAUCACGCGCAGUACGCUCCCGACGAGGCUCUUGGAUAGCGGGGUGCUGCAGAUCGAGGACAUGCACUGUUAG